This is a messenger RNA of Tremella mesenterica DSM 1558, 1674 nucleotides long. RefSeq lists its product as uncharacterized. The transcript is spliced from 3 exons. Lineage: Eukaryota; Fungi; Basidiomycota; Tremellomycetes; Tremellales; Tremellaceae. Gene Ontology annotation, molecular function: triacylglycerol lipase activity. The record is from RefSeq and is a predicted model, not a curated record. Bases 1 to 1674 code for a protein of 557 amino acids.
AUGGGCGUCACUCUAUCUCCAUUCCGAUACCUUCAAGUCGCUCGUUAUCUUUUUCAAAGAUGGUUUGAUCGAACUCAUCGCCCUGUUCCUUCUUCAAUAUGGAAAGGGAAAGCUCGGGCUAAUCCAACUUCAUCUUUACUCGCCAUGUCUCCUUCUUUCCUCGGGUCAUCAUCAUCCAAUGAGACACAAGCCGGUUCAUCAAAACAUCACUCGCAUCAUCAAUAUCACAAACCAAAGGCGGCUGUGACGGAAGGGGGAAAAGUUCAUCCUGAACCUGGUUGGCCAAAAGAGCCUUCAGAGAUUUAUAGGUUGAUGAAUGAUGAGAGGUUGUUGAUCCCCGGUGCUGUCAAGCCUCCUAGGGAGAUUGUGGUGUUGUGUCAUGGAUUAUACGGAUUCUCAACGGCUACACCUAUCCCUCUGUUUCCAUCUUUGAAACUGCACUAUUGGGCGUCUGUUCUAGAAGUUUUAAGAGAUCGGAUGGGUGUUAAGGUCGUCGUCGUUGGUGUCAAGGGCACCGGCUCGAUCAAAGAACGUGCAGAACAAAUGCAUUCAUUCCUCAAAUCUUAUCUCCCCCGAGGUGUGGGAGUGAAUUUUGUCGCACAUUCGAUGGGUGGACUCGAUGUUCGACAUUUAAUCUCAACCAUCAAACCUACCGAAUACACACCAUUAUCACUCACUACCAUCGGUACACCUCAUCGUGGUAGUCCAUUCAUGGAUUGGUGUGCUGCGAAUAUAGGUGUUGGUACACCUACAGCUAUAGCUGCAACCGCUGCUCUUUCCGCCACUUCAACAACAUCAGCAAUAUCAAACUUACCAUUUUCUUUAAAAUCACCUCUUCUCUCUCGUCCACUUACACUAGAAACAAAACCAAAAGAAGAAUCUUCUUUCGCCACAUUCACAAACGCCUUCACCUCAUAUUUAUUAAACAUUUUCGAUUCUCCCGCAUAUUCAAAUUUAACAACAUCAUAUUUAAGAGAUCAUUUCAAUCCUUCUACUCCUGAUUCAACAAAGGUCAAAUAUACAAGUGUGGCAGGAAGAGUUUCUAAAAUAUCAGUUUUACAUCCACUUUGGUUUCCUAAAUUAGUACUUGAUGCAGCUGCCGAGAAAAAGUAUUUGGAUGAUGGUAGGGAAUACGAAGGUAAUGAUGGUUUAGUUAAUGUUUCUUCUGCUAAAUGGGGAGAAUUCUUAGGUGUAGUUGAUGAAACACAUCAUUGGGAUUUACGUGGUGAAGGUGGUUUAUUUCCUAAUGGUGGUGCUGUUAGUAAAAGACCAGGUGGAAGACCAGAUGAAAAAAUGCCAGGAGGUUGGGAUUGGGAAAGACCAGGUUUAGCAGAGGAUUUAGGUUUAGGUUUAGGUUUGGAUUCUAAGGAUAAAUCAAGUUUGAAUGAAGAUAAAAGGAAAAAGAUUGAAAAGGAAAAGGAAAAGGAAGAAGGGAAAGGUUGGGAUUUAGUACAGGUUGGAGAGGUGAUUGAUUGGAUUACAGAUCUUUUACCUGGUGGGAAAGGAAGUGAAACGGGUAAGAAACAAUUGGCAGAUGCUAAAUUAGAAGCGAAACGUGAAUCUGAAGGCAAUGAGAAGGAGAGAGUGAAGGAUGAUAAGGAGAAGAAAGAUAAAUUUGAUCUGGCAAGGUUUUACGGAGGGUUAAUGUUGAAAUUAAGGGAGGAUGGUUAUUGA